Molecule: messenger RNA, 816 nt
Organism: Pseudogymnoascus destructans
Lineage: Eukaryota; Fungi; Ascomycota; Leotiomycetes; Thelebolales; Thelebolaceae
Exons: 2
Coding region: 168-626 (152 amino acids)
Molecular function (GO): RNA binding
Source: RefSeq, a predicted model, not a curated record
AGACACGUUCGGGUUGCCAAGAUACAAGGGUUAUGGAUAGCGGUGACUUGGAAGUUAAAUUCACGUGACUCUUCUUUCAGAAGCUGAGCGUUUUAUCAGUUCACUUCACUCCCACCCAAAUCACACAAAACCACAUAUAACCUGUACGAAGACGGUCUACCUCUGAAAUGACGGAGCAAGCACGGUUGAAGGGAACGGUUUACGUUGGUGGCCUUGCGCCGGUAGUGGACGCCGCGAGCCUUCAUGCAGCCUUCAUCCCAUUCGGAGAGAUAGUCGGCGUUUCACUUCCAAAGCCAGAAGCUCCUUUAUCAACAGACCUCCACCGGGGCUUUGGUUAUGUAGAAUUUGAGGAUCCUUCAGAUGCACUGGAAGCUAUCGAUAAUAUGGACCAGGCCGAGCUAUUUGGGCGAGUCAUUAAAGUCUCGGCAGCUAAGCCUCAAAAGAAUGCAAAUGAAGGCCUAGGGAGCAAGACUGCAGUGUGGGAACAGGAAGGAUGGUUGGCAGAGAAUGCAGUCGAUGAAGAGGAUAGGCUCACAACAGACCAUGGACAUGGCACGGAAGAAAGGCCAGAUGAUCCCAUGCAGGGGCUUGAAGGAUUAGACGUUGCGGGGCCUAAAGCUAGAUGACUUGUGACGGCACUGGAAAGGACGAGUAAUUUGGAAGUGGUAUAGCAUGGCGCCGAGGGGUGGCAUAAAACGGCGUUAAUAGAGGGCUUGCAAUGGUUUCUGAUCGACGGUCUGCAUGAGUAUAAUUGCAGACAAUGCUUUGUCUUUCGAUAAGAGGGGAUCUCAAUUCAUGAAGUUCUGGUAGCAAUCA